UCGUUUUACUCCGGUGUGACCGAAUUGGAUUAUGGGGAAUGCAUGGGGAUGAUUUUCUAUUAUAGUGAUGCUGAGAUCUGGUAACUAGCUUGAUUUUCAAGAUGGCGGAAGCUGUUGGCGGAGUAGUUACUUCAAUCAAAUGGUGUUUUCUCUUGACAUGAUAUCCGUAAACGGUCUCUUGGAAUGGCGCAAAUGGAUGAUCAUUGGGUCCGACUAUUCAAUGUAUCGGACCCGAGACGAGCUUAUGCCGGUCACACUUUGUAUAAAGUCACUUCCAAGGUUUUUCAGAAGGAGUUUCCUGAAGGGGCAACUGAGAUAGCCGUGUGGAGACGUUUCAGUGAUUUUAAGAAGCUGCACCAAGAGCUUUCAAAGAUCUAUGUCCAGAAACAUGCCAAGCAAGAAGAGUUUCCAGCAUUUCCAAAGGCAAAGUUUUUCGGCCGCUUUGAAGAGUCAGUAAUUGAAGAGAGAAGAAAAGCAGCUUUGGAACUUUUGACAUUUGCUGGAAGCAUCCCAGAUCUGUUUACAAGUCAACCAUUUGUUAAGUUCUUUGAGGGGGGAUUCCCUGAUAGCCCAGUUUGCAGUGAUGAUGUCAGAAGCAGAGAAGGCAGUUCAUCUGACACAGAAGGAGAAAGCCUUAGAGGACGUUCUACUGUCAAAGAAUUGGAUGCAAGUAUUGGAAAUAAUGUUGAAAAUGACAGGCAGUCACCAUCGCUUUCCUGUACUGCAAGCAGAGAGAAUGGUGAUAAUCUUGAAGAUUCAUCUACCCUUGGGGGUGUGUGGCUCUAUAAGCAGCCUUCUCUGACUGAAGGUCUCGACAACCUCAGCUCGGAUGAGGAUGAAAAUGAUGAACGUGAAACAGUGCCACCAGCUGGGUGUGAAAGUGGGGGAACUGAUUUAACCAGGCACUCAAAUGGAGAGGCUGCUGAAGACAAUGAAGAUGAGCAUAAUGAUGAUGUUUUUACACAGGAUCCUGAGGAAAGUCUAGAUAAUGAGCUGGACAUAUCUGAGAAGGACGAUCACUCAAGUGCUGAACCUCCUAAUUGGCUUGUCCGAGCAAUUUCAAUUUGCAGUGAAGGAGAGGACUUAGAAAUUCUUGCAUCGGAAGCUGACACUGAUGAGCUUAGCUUUCCUCAAGCAUUUUCUGAGUAUGAUGUGUCAAAGCAAGAAGGAGAUGAAUCUUCCCCCUUCCCCUGUAUGGAUUCUGCAGAUGAUCUUUCUUUGCACCAAAAUAGAGUAGACACUUUUGAAGCUUCCACUGAAAGUUCAGCUUCAGUUGGUUAUGGACAUGAUGAAAAUCAGUGGACUGAAAAAAGUCUUGAAAAGACAUCAGAGUCGAAAAAUUUUGUCGAGAAAACAGAAUCUGCUGAGGCCUCCCCACUAAAGGACUCAAGUUCAGCUGGUACAAUGGAAGAUAAACAGUCAUUCACAAGUUCAAGUGACUCGGUAAAGGGAGUAACACGUCAGAGAACUAUCUCUGAUCUAGCAAAUAUCUACAUUGAUCCUAAAGAGAGCGACUAUUUGUAUGCCGCAGGACACACAAUACACAAGGCAUUAGAUUGUGAAGUAAAUGGCAAAUAUGGAGAGGCAUUCAGCUUGUAUAAGACUUGUGUUGGUCUGCUUCUGAGUGGUGUACAAGGGGAAAAGGAUGUAAAGAGACGAGAGGCAGUGAGACGAAAGACAGCUCAGUAUCUGUUGAAAGCUGAAGCUCUUUACAACACAUACCUUGUUGCAAGUGAGUCUCCAGAGAAAUCGGAGCAGGACUCUUCUCCAUCGCAUACAAGUGACCUAUGCAAAUCAGAUGAGCUGCAAAAAUUCAAGGAGCUCGCACUUGCAGACUUGAAAGUUAUGGGGAUUGUUGGCAAGGUGAUACUGGUCGAGAAUAUUCACAAUGGGGAAACUUUUGUCAUCAAGGCUCUCUGCAAAUCAGGACCAACACGAACACAGCAGAACUCUCAAGGAAGCGAACGUCGAAGAAGGAAAUCUGUGAGACGUCUUUAUGGCAAAUAUCCAAACAUCGUGCGACUUUACAAGUACUUUGAAACUGCAACUGCAAUAUACCUUUUGCUGGAGUAUGCUAGAGGAGGGAGACUGUGGGAUCAUACAUCUUGUUACCAGCGAAACAAGGAGUCUCAUGACUACCUCAUAAGAGAUGCUAACGGAAAAAACUCUGAGCUGAAGAAUUCUGCUUCUGAUGCAAGUGUGACUCAGACUAAAAAUAUUGAUACAAAAAAUGAUCGCCCCACACCUCAAGUUGCGGCAAUACCUUUAGACGGAGAGGAUGUAUCCAAUAAUCUAGCUUUUGGAUCCAGAACUAACAAUUCUGCAACAGUGCAAGACAGUGAGCUUGACACUAAAGUUUCAGCUGCAGCUGCUGUGGAUUGGGAGAAUUACACUGAAGGCCUCAGAACUCCAAUUAAUGGUAACAAUAAUAAGCUAUCAGAGGGGAACCAAGAGGCUCAUAAAAUAAACAAAAACUCUGAUGAUAAAUGCAACAGAGAGGCAACUGAUGUCCGUCCUGAUAACAAGAGCUCACUGUUUGUGAAAUUGGAUGAGUAUUUCUCAUCUGCAGCCCAGUGUGUACCGGAUGAACACAUCAGAGUUUGGGCUGCAGAACUUGUGUUGGCUGUUGCUUACUUGCACACAUCAGGAAUUAUUUGCAGAGAUUUGCAUCCUGAAAAUGUGCUUCUGGAUGAAGAGGGCCAUAUCCUUCUCACAUAUUUUGGUUCAUGGGAAGAAACAGAACAUAUUCCAGAUGAGGAGGCUAUGAAUCACUUUUACUGUGCUCCAGAGAUGUGGCAAGUUGAUGAAGUAACAACUGCAGCUGAUUGGUGGAGUGUUGGAGCUCUACUUUAUGAAAUAAUCACAGGACAGGCGCUCUCAACGGCACAUCCCUGGGGAAUAAAAACUCACACUGAAUUACACUUGCCAAAUAAAAUCUCGCCAGAGGCUAAAUCCCUUCUGAGAGAGCUUCUGAGAGUGUCACCCUCAGAGAGAUUGGGUUCUGGGGUGAAUGGUGUGGAGGAAAUCAAAUCACAUCCUUACUUCAGUGGAGUCAACUGGACAUGGCUAUGCUCGAGAAUUAAUUAAAUCAGAAAAUUUAACCAAUCUUACCAGUGUAUAAAAUUAAUAUGUAAUAAAGAACCAAAUGUUAUAAAUUGACCAUUUGAAUUGAAAAGUGCAAAACAUAUUUUUUAAAACAAUAACUAUAAAGACCAAUGUAAUAUGGUACACCUAACCUUCCACUUCUGUCAACUGGUUAAUGGUACCUUAUUGAAGUCUUUUGAAAACUUGCUGGGCAGGUUCAUGUCAGAUUAAAUGUUUAGGUGGUGAAAUGCAGGACGUCAAUUUUUUUUGCACCCAUGGUUUUAUGGAAAAUCUAUUUGAAGUAGUAAAAUUUAGUGUAGUGCUUAUAAAUAAGUUGAGAGAGCAUUUAAAGACUUUUUGAACUUAUCUUUUCAAUUCAGUGCUUGCUAAACAUGACAGGUGGUGAAGACAACAGAUUGUAUUAUGAUAUCAAAAGCAAGUGUUCACAAUGUGAAGUGCCUAAUAAAAUUUGUUUACUAAAGGUAAAAAUGAAAGAGUAGUUCAUACAGUAUGCGAUUCAGUAUUUUGAUAACAGGGAAGGCCUUCUAUCAUGCUAAAAAUCAAUGUUUAUUCUUAAGGGCCCAGCGCAGAAGUAACCUUUUUCAAUGUUGUCGAUUCCCAUGUUACGAUCUGCUAAUAUCAUUUCAAAACUGUUUCUUAGUCAUCAAAGUAGUAGCCCAUGUAUUGAGGCAAGUGACUGUCUCCUUUCUUUCUCAGUUGGCCUUUUAUCUUAUAUUAAGGGAUUACAAGGACUUCUUUAAAAUUUGUAUCCUACAACGCUAGCAUAACUGAAAAUGUGCACUACACCCUGACCCAUGCCCCCUAUCUAGCUACAGCCUUGACUGUCCUGAGACAAGGACGGUCAAAGUUCCAUCACAUUCCAAAAAACCUAAUAUGUUUUCCCUACUUUAUAACUUCCACACAAAUUAUUUCUCGAAAAGUAGGUGGCUGAGAAUUGAAGUAACCUAGCCAGCGGCCGGCACUUAAUGAGAAACCUAAUCUACCUUGGUUAACGCAAUAAGUCCCCUUGGUAGUGUUACAACAAAAGGGUUUAAUGAAUAGAAAUCUUGUCCUCACCACCCAAAAUGAGUAGCCUUUGUCCAGCAGUCAAAGGCAACAUUUCAAAAUGGCAAAAAUAAUCAUUCUUGCAAUGAACCAGUAACCACCAAGAGCUUGGAAGAGACAUUAAAAAAGCAUGAUUGUCAAGAAGAUUCCUGUUCUUCACUUGUAUCAACUUAAUGUUUAAUAGACAAAAACAUGACACAAUGAGACUAUCAACAGUUGCAACAAUUUUAAUCAGGAAGUUUUUUUCCAAUUUUACAAAGGAUCUCUCCUGUCCAGGCAGCACCUAGCUAAACAAACUUGAAAUAUUCUAGAAUAAUAAUUAUGUUUGUUUUACUUAUAAACCUUACUUUAUUAUUAAAUUCUAGCCUUGCCUGUUGUCUUGUUUUCAGUAGAGUUUAAAAUAUAACAAAGUUAAUAAGU
Molecule: messenger RNA, 4569 nt
Organism: Orbicella faveolata
Lineage: Eukaryota; Metazoa; Cnidaria; Anthozoa; Scleractinia; Merulinidae
Product: ribosomal protein S6 kinase-like 1
Biological process (GO): protein phosphorylation
Molecular function (GO): protein kinase activity; ATP binding; phosphatidylinositol binding
Source: RefSeq, a predicted model, not a curated record